Mugil cephalus (flathead mullet) is the source of this 1471-nucleotide messenger RNA. RefSeq names its product sulfotransferase family, cytosolic, 6b, member 1 (gene sult6b1). The transcript is spliced from 7 exons. The coding region runs from base 16 to 1128 and encodes 370 amino acids. The record is from RefSeq and is a predicted model, not a curated record. Gene Ontology annotation, molecular function: sulfotransferase activity. Gene Ontology annotation, cellular component: cytoplasm. Gene Ontology annotation, biological process: sulfation. NCBI's taxonomy places the organism in Eukaryota, Metazoa, Chordata, Actinopteri, Mugiliformes, Mugilidae.
UAAAGACAGACCCAGAUGUGUGUGUUUGUGGAGGAGGAGGAGGAGGAGGAGGAGGAGGAGGAGGAGGAGGAGGAGCCUGGUCCGUCCUCCGUCUCCUCCUCCUUUUGCUCUAAACACACACUCCCUUUUCAGCCUCUUUCUCAGAGUUUCUCAGACACCGGUCGUCUCCUCUCUCUGUCUCUGUCUCUGUCUCUGUCUCUGUCUCUGUCUCUGUCUCUGUCUCUCGGGAUGAGUCAGGUCUUCCAGGACGCCCUCCAGUCCAGGCUGAAGCGGGCGGGGGACAUGAAGGACGAGGACAAGUUGUUUGUCUACAGGGGAGUGCUGUACCCUGUCCUCAUGUGUCCCGAGGAGAACCUGAAGGCUGUGGAGGACUUCCAGGCCCGGGAGGAGGACGUCAUGCUGGUGGCUUAUCCCAAAUGUGGUUUUAACUGGAUGGUCGGUGUGCUGAAGAAGAUCAUUGCCGAGGCCACCGGGAACAAAACCGAGUCCAAGAUGCCGCCGCUGAUCGAGUUCUUUGGGCCGGAGGUUCUGAAGGUGGUGAAUCAGGCUCCAUCUCCAAGGCUCGUGGGGACUCACUUCCACCCCGACAACAUCCCAGCGUCUUUCUACGAAAAGAAAACCAAGAUGUUGGUGGUCUUCAGGAACCCCAAAGACACUCUGGUGUCCUACUACCAUUUCUGCAAGGACAACCCAGUCCUUCCGACCCGGUCCUGGGAGUCCUUCUACUCUGAGUUCAUGAAGGGAGACGUUGGAUGGGGCUCAUAUUUUGAUCAUGCCCUGGCCUGGGACAAGAAGAUGGACGACCCCAACGUCAUGAUCAUCACCUACGAAGAAUUAAAACAGGACCUGGACGAUGCCGUCCGUCAGAUCUCAAGCUUCUUCGGCUACAACUUGACGGAGGAUCAGGUGCAGAAUAUCACUGGUAAGAGCACCUUCAGUGCCAUGAAGGAGAGCUCGGCCAACUCCCACGGCAACAUGGGAAACGUCAUCUUCCGGAAAGGUGAGGUCGGAGACUGGAAGAACCAUUUCACAGCAGAGCAGAGCAAAGAGAUGGACGAGGCCUUUAAAAAACAUCUGGGAGGAACCAGACUGGGAGCCAAACUCAACUACCAGCAGCAUUGUCAGUAGAGGAUCAGGAGGAAAGACGACAAAAGAAAGGGAGAUAUGUAGGACAUGCUGUCUGAAACUGGAGAAGUUGUUUAUGGAGGUGGUGCAAAGCCUGGCAGGCUCAGUUCAGGGCCAAAAGUCCCAUGGAAAACAAAGAAGGGAAAAGCAGAUUAUGGUUUACUUUACUUGUUUCUUUUUCUGGUUCCAGAUGGUUUUAUUCAUAGAGAGAAAAUGUCUUCAUGCAGGCAGCUACCUGACACCACGCUGGUGCACUUCUGUGAAAAAAACAUACAUACAUAAAUAUGUACAAUGUCAAUGUUGUUGCAAAUGCCUGGAUGAAAAAUAAAAGUCUUUCUGCAGGUCA